GUUUUCGAUUAGAUGAAUGACAUAUGACACAAAUGCCGUUGUUUAAGCUUCUAUCAAACAUUUCAUCUCACAAUUCUCCCUGAGAGUGGAGUGAUUCACAAACUCUCGUCGGUUCGAACGGAUCAAAAAGAACUCGUUCAAAAGAACGACUCGUUAGCGAAUCAGAUUUCACCACGGUUGAAAGUAGAGCUCAGACAACAGCAUCAGUAGUUCAUUGAGACAGAUAGCCCUUCAGUCGGGCUUUAAUUCCACAUUGCUCCUAUAUACAGCAUCUUUCGGUCAAGCUACAAUUCUCCAACGAGCUUUAAACUGAUAAAUGCAAACACUGAAAAAAGGAUGGAUAAGCGGAACGGCAAAUCCAUGAUACACACACCUUUUGUGCAUUUAUUUCCAUUGAUUAGGAACUAGGAUCUUCUCGUUUUGCAGCGCGGGACACAUAUCUUUUUCUGGAAAUAUGUGCAUGUGAGAUUAGUCGGAUAGUCCGACUCACGGACUCUGUUAGAGAACUGUCAGUUUUAGGUUGACUGUAGUUUGUAAGCAUGAGUGUGCAGUGGAUUCAUAAUCCGGUACCGGGAAGACACGGACACAAGCGCUUUGACACGGACGAGCCAGUGGCCAAAUGUCCCAGGCUCAGCGAGUCUUCGGCUGAUGCGGGUCUUUUGGGUUCCUCGCCGGGAUCUCCGGUCAGCGGAGCUCCUCUGAGCGUCACUCCAACCCACCAGGGUCCCACUCGCAUCGGGCAGCUCCUGCUGGUUCCCCUGACCGAUCGACCGGGGGUGCACAGCGCUUUAGACAUGGACACAGGAGAGGAACUGGUCUGCAAGGUGUUUGAUAUGAGCCAAUACCAGCAGAAGAUAAGCUCCUACAGCAUGCUGUCAAAGCACAAGAACAUUGCACAGAUCAAAGACAUAGUUCUUGGGGAGCGCAAAGCCUAUGUGUUCCAGGAGAAGGAUUUUGGCGACAUGCACACAUUUGUAAAAAGCAGCAAGAGGCUUCCUGAAGACCUGGCCUCCAAGCUUUUCUUCCAGGUGGCAUCCGCAGUGAACCACUGCCAUCAAGUUGGCAUUGUUUUGGGGGACCUCAAGCUUCGCAAGUUUGUGUUCUCAAAUGAGAAAAGGACCCAUUUGAUGUUAGAGGGUCUUGAGGACAGCCAUAUUCUGUCUGGUGAGGACGACUCGAUGUGCGACACGCACGGCUGCCCAGCAUACGUGAGUCCUGAGAUCUUGAAUGGUGGAGGGAGCUACUCAGGCAAGCAGGCUGACGCGUGGAGCCUCGGCGUUAUGCUGUACACAAUGCUGGUGGGCCGCUACCCUUUCCACGACCCGGACCCCGCUACUCUGUUCUCUAAGAUCCGCCGGGGCACAUACUGCCUCCCCGAGGGGCUGUCUUUAAGGGCACGCUGUCUACUUCGCAGUCUGCUCAGAAAGGACCCCAGCGAAAGACUCACCGCUGCAGAGGUGCUUAUUCACCCGUGGUUCAAUGGCAAAAUACAAGAUACAGGAAAUGCAGGAAAUGAAGUCAUCCUCAGAGAACAGACAGUGCCCCAGAUAGAAGUGGGGCAGGACGAGGAUCUUUUCUCCUGAGAAAACCAAUAUAGCUUGAAAAUGGACCAACACUGUUCAGCAUUCUCUUUGUGUUUUGUUUUCUGUUUUGUUUCAAAUGCAUUUUGUAUAGAUAAAGAAGUAUACACACAGUAAAAACUAGUGAUAGACCAAUAUGCUGUAUCGACAAGGCCGACUAAUCGGAUGAUAUUUAGCCAUUUUGAGAUUAUCGGCAUAGGCUGAUUAAAAUUCAAGUUUAAGGUAUGACUGCGUGUAAUUUAUUUUGUAGAACAAAACAUGCAAGUCUCUUCAAGUAAUGUAAAAGGGUUAGUUUACCCCAAAAUGAAAAUUCGGUUGGAAUGUCUUUCUUAGGGGCUGACAGCCUCAGUCACCAUUCAGUUUCAUUGUAUGUAACAAAGAUGCAGUGAAAGUGAAUGAUGACUGAGGCUGUCAUUCUCAUUUUACAUUCCAUGGAAGAAAGAACUAUUCCUUUAACUACACACCUAAAUAGAAAAAAAAAAAGAAAAAAAAACUAUUCUAAAAAUAGUUUAUCUAAUUUACUAUAAUUAAAUUACAAUUUUAUAUAUCUGCAUUAUUAUGGCUAUCGGCCAUAUAUAUCGACAUCAGCCAUUGAAACAAAUCCAUAUCGGUCAACUUCUAGUGAAUACUCACUCAAAGUACUGUAUCAUCUGUGUCAGGUUAAAGGACAGCGUGCAAAGCCAGUGUAUUUUGAAGUUGUUUGGUGCUAGUAACCAUUGUUGUGCUGUAUGAAGUGAAUGCUGAGUCUUGGCAUUACGGUUCACGUGAAAGCGAAUGUCACAUGGUGACUAACCUCAUCAAGAGGAAUCAGAACAUACAGUAUUAAUUACAAAGGAGGGGCAUUGACAGACAUGCGCCAGACCUGUGGCUUCACUCUUACUCUCAAAACCAGAAGUGUAUGUUGACUCACCCAUUGAAUAUUGUGGUACCAUAAGAUAUGAGGCGAAUGGAGACACACAGCCACACAUUUAUUCUCUCUAUACAUGCAUUCAUGCAAUAAGUUGUUCUAAAUCACUGAUACUGUGUGUCAAUCUGACUUGCGCUUUGCCAAACUGUACAGGAAAGGUGUUUAAAAGUGAAGUAAGACUCAUGGUACUGUAAGCUAUACUGAAAUACUUGCCCUGUGAGUCAUAGAUGUAAUGGUAAAAGCCAUAGAUUCUUAAAUUCUGCAUGAAUUUCAAAUAAACUCAGGCUUUCUAAAUG
Molecule: messenger RNA, 2783 nt
Organism: Myxocyprinus asiaticus (Chinese sucker)
Lineage: Eukaryota; Metazoa; Chordata; Actinopteri; Cypriniformes; Catostomidae
Product: tribbles homolog 1-like
Exons: 3
Coding region: 540-1583 (347 amino acids)
Biological process (GO): regulation of MAP kinase activity; protein phosphorylation; positive regulation of proteasomal ubiquitin-dependent protein catabolic process
Cellular component (GO): nucleus
Molecular function (GO): ATP binding; protein kinase activity; mitogen-activated protein kinase kinase binding
Source: RefSeq, a predicted model, not a curated record